Molecule: messenger RNA, 810 nt
Organism: Triticum turgidum subsp. durum (durum wheat)
Lineage: Eukaryota; Viridiplantae; Streptophyta; Magnoliopsida; Poales; Poaceae
Source: the annotation of a GenBank genome assembly
AUGUUCAAGUCCAAUGACAUCCUGCGCAAGCAGACUGCUCUCAAGUUCAGCAAAUCUUUGAACAAAUGUGAUGGUGAUUUUUUUUUACGUGCUUACAUGGGGGAGAGAAAAAUGUUAAUUCUUGUGGGAAUUACAAUAUUAUUUGUCGUUCAUGUAUCUGGAGUGUACUGGUGUUACAAGAAUGGUGAUCUUAUCAGACCUCUGGUCAUGCUUCCUCCAAAAGAGAUACCACCAUUUUGGCAUGCAAUAUUCGUAAUCCUGGUGAAUGAUACAAUGGUGCGCCAAACUGCUAUGAUCAUGAAGUGCUUACUGCUAAUGUACUACAGGAACACCAAGGGCUGUAGCUAUCGUAGGCAGGGGCAAAUGUUAACACUCGUGGAAUACUUUCUACUUCUGUACCGUGCCUUAUUGCCUGCCCCUGUAUGGUACCGUUUUUUCCUGAACAAGGAGUAUGGGAGCCUAUUUUCCUCUCUAACCACUGGACUGUAUCUUACUUUCAAGCUGACAUCUGUCGUGGAAAAGAUUCAAUCAUUUUUUACAUCUCUGAGAGCGUUGUCCCAUGAAGACUUCCAUUAUGGUUCAUAUGCAACGAGUGAGCAGGUUGCUGCCGCUGGAGAUAUGUGUGCUAUAUGCCAAGAGAAGAUGCAUGUCCCCAUUCUUUUGCGCUGUAAACAUGUCUUCUGCGAAGAUUGUGUCUCUGAAUGGUUUGAGAGGGAGCGCACCUGCCCACUGUGCAGGGCACUGGUGAAGCCAGCAGACCUCCGGUCAUUCGGCGACGGUUCGACAAGCCUCUUUUUCCAGCUUUUCUAG